AUCUACCACAAACAUCAACAAAACGGAUUAUUUAAUCAAUGAAUACCGAAAGUAGAAGCAGAAGCAGAGAAGAUCAUGUAUCAUGGCUUUGAGCACAGAAGCUGAAGCAGAAUUGGAGGUUUUGCACGCUUUCUAUUGUAAACCAGAUGAAAUUCUCGAACAAGAAGAAUCUUCCAGAAGAGUGGUCACUGUCAAGUUGGAUGUAACCGACUCAGCUGCUGGUAUCGGAGGACAGGAUCUGUCUGAUGUGCUCAGUGCCGUUGUGUGCUUUACUGUACCUCACACAUACCCAAGGCCCGGCCUGGAGCUGCGAGACGUUCACAGUUCUGUUCUCACCGACCACGCUCGGCUGAAUAUAAAGCGACAACUGAGGGACAAGUUAGUGGAAGGAGAAGACAUUUCAGCUCUAGAGUUCUGUAGUUUUGCUCAACAACUUUUAGACGAAGAAGUUACCAGAGCGCAUGGAUCAAGAAGCUCUUUUGGAUCUAAAGAUUACCCUCACACCGAUAUUCAUCAUCAGUCUAGGAGAGAAGCUGACUGGGAAAGUAGUGAAAACAGACAUGAUGACCUUGACAGCAGCAAGGUGAGAAAAGAUGAGCAGCAGCUGUCAGGUCCCGCAGAUGUGAAAGACAGAGCCGAGUUGGUCGAGCAAGAGUGUCGUGCGUCUCCACCCACACUCCACACUGCGCUGUUUCACUUGGACCACAUGAGGUCUCGUCAGAACUACGUGAAGCUGAUCAAGAAAUGGGUUGAUGAGCUGGCACUGUCCGGUCGUCUCAUAUUCUGCCACAGAUUCAUCCUCAUAUUAAUGCAGGGGGAAGCUCAGUCCAUCAAAGAGUACUUGGUCAGGAACAGAACGACCAACGUGGAUGUGGACAGCAGAGGGAGAAGCUGUAAGGAGAGGAUGCUCACUGUUUUGUUUGACGGGCCUCUGGAACAUCACAGCAAAAUAGAAGGCUUUGAGGUGAUGGACGGCCCACUGAACCAGGCACAGCUCCAGAAGCUGUUUGUCUCCUUUGGUCUAGACUCUAUGUACAGUCAGUCUGUGGCGGGAGUCCGGUGACCUUUGUUCUAGACUCUGUGUACUGUCAGUGAGUCCGGUGACCUUUGGCCUAGACUCUGUGUACAGUCAGUCUGUCUGGUGACCUUUGAACUACGAGAAUGAGCUGUCUCUGCGUUUGUGAAAGAAAUCGAAUGAACUUUGAACUGCUGUAUGUGAUCAAAUGAAUUGUCUUUAUGUCUGAAAGGAAUCAGAUGACCUUUGUACUAUGUGAAUGAAUUCUGACUCUGGUCCUCUGCCUGCAAGAGCCAAGAGAAGAGUUACUAAAACCUUCACCAUCAUGCCACUUACUGGCACGUGUGGUCCAUGAAUAAACUUUGACGUCUCGGCUAGUCUUUACGUUUUUGUCAAAGAAAUCAGAUAAAUUUCAGACAAAAUAACAUAACAAUAUAAAAUGUUUAAAAUUAGUUUAAUAGACACAGCUCAACAUUUUGCCUCUUGGGCUUCCUCAGGUGCAACUGAGAGAAAAACUAAAUGGGCGCUGUAUACUAGCAGGGACAUGGGCCUAUCAAAUAGGGUCUUAAGAUUACGUGUGGUUACAGGCUAGACGGAAGUGACUCAUCAGAGCGAGCCAGGCCAAGGGGCUAGUUAGAAAGAAGUGACAUAGCAUAGGGCCUACUGGAAUGAGUAAUCCGCUUAUAUAUUUGGACAUCUCUGUUCCAUGAAGUGUAUGUGUGCUUGUGUGUACCUGUUCUUGCUUGUGUGUUGUAUGUGUGCCUGUGUGUUGUAUGUGUGCUUGUGUGUACAUGUACUUGCCUGUGUGUUGUAUGUGUGCUUGUGUGUACAUGUACUUGCCUGUGUGUUGUAUGUGUGCUUGUGUGUACAUGUUCUUGCUUGUGUGUUGUAUUGGGACAUGUAUGUCAUGUAUCAGAUAGACCUAUAUAUGGAUUGUUUGGUUUUGUUGAGUCUGUUUUUUUAUUUCGCCAUGUUGGUGAUUAUUGUGUGCCUAUCAGUCGAUUUGUUUGUGAAGAAUGCUUUAAGUUUUGUUUAGAAAUAAACCCAAAGUCUGUAGUCAU
Aplysia californica (California sea hare) is the source of this 2076-nucleotide messenger RNA. RefSeq lists its product as uncharacterized. Gene Ontology annotation, biological process: positive regulation of hypoxia-inducible factor-1alpha signaling pathway; positive regulation of protein sumoylation. The transcript is spliced from 4 exons. The record is from RefSeq and is a predicted model, not a curated record. Bases 83 to 1063 code for a protein of 326 amino acids. NCBI's taxonomy places the organism in Eukaryota, Metazoa, Mollusca, Gastropoda, Aplysiida, Aplysiidae.